AUGCAUCAGACGCUGGGCGCAGUACGCCUUGCAUACCGUUCGCGUAUCGCUAGCCUCGUGAAAUCAGGUAUGAUAGACAACGCUGCUCAGGUGUUCGAUGAAAUGCGUCACUCAAGCUACCGUGUUUUCUCCUCCGAUUACAACCGUUUCAUUGGGGUUUUGGUGAAAGAGUCUAGAUUUGAGCUUGCGGAGGCAUUGUAUCGAGAUAUGAAGCCAAUGGGGUUCUCUCUCAUUCCUUUCACUUACUCGAGGUUUAUCUCGGGUUUAUGUAAAGUUAAAAAAUUUGAGCUUAUUGACGCUCUUUUGAGGGAUAUGGAAACCCUCGGAUACAUACCGGAUAUAUGGGCGUUCAACAUUUAUUUGGAUCUGUUGUGUCGAGAGAGAAAGGUUGGUUUUGCUCUUCAAACGUUCUUUUGUAUGGUUAGGAGAGGUCGGGAACCUGAUGUUGUAACUUAUACUAUACUUAUUAAUGGGUUAUUUAGAGCUGGUAAGAUCACUGAUGCUGUUGAGAUUUGGAAUGAAAUGAUUCGUUGCGGGGUUAGACCGGAUAAUAAAGCAUGUGCAUCACUUGUUGUUGGGUUAUGUAACGCUCGGAAAGUUGAUUUGGCUUAUGAGAUGGUGGCAGAGGAGAUCAAGAGUGCAAGAGUUGAGCUUAGUACAGUGGUUUAUAAUGCGUUGAUUAGUGGGUUUUGUAGAGCGGGUAGAAUAGAAAAGGCAGAAGCUUUAAAAUCGUUUAUGAGUAAGAGUGGGUGUAAGCCGGAUCUUGUUACAUACAAUGUGUUGUUGAAUUACUAUUAUGAUAACAAUAUGUUGAACAAAGCGGAAGGGGUGAUGAGGGAAAUGGUAAGAAGUGGGAUACAGCCUGAUGCUUAUAGUUCUAACCAGUUGCUUAAGCGGCAUUGCAGGGUUGGUCCUCCUGAUAAAUGCUAUUCGUUCAUGAUAAAGGAGAUGGAGCCUAGAGGUUUCUGUGAUGUUGUCUCCUACAGUACUCUGAUUGAAACGUUCUGUAGGGCGUCAAACACUAGGAAGGCUUACAAGCUCUAUGAGGAAAUGAGACAGAAGGGGAUAGUGAUGAAUGUGGUCACGUACACGAGUCUUAUCAAGGCUUUUCUUAGGGAAGGUAACUCUAGUGCUGCAAAGAAGCUCCUUGAUCAGAUGACCGAGUUAGGUCUGUCACCAGAUCGCAUAUUUUACACAACAAUUUUGGACCAUUUGUGUAAAUCCGGGAAUCUCGACAAGGCAUAUGGUGUUUUCAAUGACAUGAUAGAGCACGAAAUUACACCAGAUGCGAUUUCAUACAACGCCCUAAUAAGUGGCCUCUGCAGGUCUCGUAGAGUAACUGAAGCUAUAAAAUUGUUUGAGGACAUGCAGAGCAAAGAAUGUUGUCCUGACGAGUUAACUUUCAAGUUCAUUAUUGGAGGACUCGUACGGGAAAAUAAAUUAUCAGCAGCCUACAAGGUUUGGGAUCAGAUGAUGGAUAAAGGAUUCACCCUUGACAGAGAUGUGUCCGAUACACUCAUCAAGGCUAGCUGUUCAGUGAGUGCUGAUGCGUAG
This is a messenger RNA of Arabis nemorensis, 1554 nucleotides long. The record is from the annotation of a GenBank genome assembly. Lineage: Eukaryota; Viridiplantae; Streptophyta; Magnoliopsida; Brassicales; Brassicaceae.